This is a messenger RNA of Pelobates cultripes (western spadefoot toad), 32289 nucleotides long. The record is from the annotation of a GenBank genome assembly. Lineage: Eukaryota; Metazoa; Chordata; Amphibia; Anura; Pelobatidae.
CUCAGCCAAUCAUACGCAGUGUGUAGACGUUGCUGCGGUAUCGGUCGGGCUCCAUCCAGCCUGUCAGCGUGUACUGACCGGUGAAUUGUGGACAAGGAGCGCACUGUGUGGAGAGCCCUCGCGCCGGACCGCCAGGACACGGGAGCGAUAUAACGGCCGCUCUGACACGGACUGCGUCACUGGAGCAGAGGUAGAGCGAGCUCUGUGUGUGAGACCGGGUAUUAAAUUGUCACCCUCUCAGAAUUGUACAUUAUUAUUUUACCCACCCAGCCUCGUCUGUCUCUCUCCCAAGUCCCAACCACUCAUACCCUGCUCUGUCUCUCCUAACACCCCUGAAAGGGCAACUGUCACCUUACCGGACACUAUAGACACCCAGAUCAUGUCAUUGAAGCAGUCUGGGUGCAGUGUCCAUGUCAGUCCUGCAAUGUAGAUACAAUGUUUUUUUAGACACAUAAAAUGAUUACAUUGCAGGACCAAGACUUCCUCUAGUGGCUGUCAAUCAAAUAGACACUAUAGGCACUUCCUGGAGUUUCGGCGUUUGGCCCAGUGUAACGACAUUUGGACGUCCUCUCACUCUGCAUUGCUUCAAUGCUUUCCUAUGGGGAGGACAAUAUGCUCUGCAUGGAGGUGCUGAACUUCCCCCAUAGAGAUACAUUGAUUCAAUUCAUCUCUAUGAGGAGAUCCUGGUUGGUGCAGCGUUUUGCAGCCAAUCCUACGGGAAAACAUUGGAUUGGCUGAGAUCAAGCUUGAUAAUUCAGCCAUAGAGGCAGGGCCAGUCGAGGUAAGACCAGCACCGCGUAGGAAAAAAAAGUGAGUAAAACCACCAUUUCCUUACGAACAGAAGGGGUCGUCACCUAAACAAACACACACACAUGAGGGACAGACCCAUACACUCACACAUUAUUGCUUGAUUUAAAGGACCACUAUAGGCACCCAGACCACUUCAGCUUAAUGAAGUGGUCUGGGUGCCUGGUCCAUCUAGGUUUAACCCUGCAGCUGUAAACGUUUACAUAUGGGUUAAUCCAGCCUCUAGUGGCUGUCUCAUUGACAGCUGCUAGAGGUGCUUCUCCCUGUGAUUUUCACAGUAAGAAGACACCAGCGUCCAUAGGAAAGCAUUGAGAAUGCUUUCCUAUGGACUGACUGCGCACGCUGCGGCUCAUGCCGCGCAUGCGCAUUCAGCCGAAGGAGGAGGAGAGUCCCCAGUGCCGAGGGAACACGUUCCUCCCCCUUCAGCCCGGUGGGAGGGGGGCCAUGAGGGUGGGGGGGACCUAUUCAUACUAUAGUGCCAGGAAAACGAGUUUGUUUUCCUGGCACUAUAGUGGUCCUUUAAUACCUUUUGGGGGUCCAGUGGGCGACCGACUGGUGGAUUGUGCAGGUGGGCGGAAUGCCUGGGGAUUAUGGAUGGCAUGUUGGGUGGUCAUGGAAGUUGGCGGCUGGCUGCGCAUAUUGUUGCCGACGGCGAUAGAGCUGUGAUGUUCCUCGCUCUGCACCCCUUAGUGAGGCUGGGGCCAGAAUAUGAUGUCAUAUCCCGGUCCCGGUCUCAUUAAGCAGUGCGCAGGGGAGCAGAGAAAGUGACAACACAGCUUCCUUGCCGCCAUACUUCUAUUUGCGCAGCCAGCCACCCGUUUUCACGACCUCCCAGCAUGCUGUCCGCCUCCAUAAUCCCCCAGCUUGCCGACAGCCGCCCGCCUCGGAGGUAAGGGGCUUGCAUAUCCCACGCGCCAAGGCAAAAUUCCUAGGCGCCAUGGCGACCUGGCAACUGGGAUUUAUCGAGCCCUGCCCAAGGGCCUCAUGAAACAGUUAAAUCAGUUAAUGCAACACUGUUACUGGCAGGUGAAGCUAAAACUUUACUGAUAUCUACUAUAUAUAGUUGGAUGUGAAAUGUCCUGUGUUGUUUCUUUAUAGGUUGAUUUUAUUUAAGAUGGAGGCUAUGUCUGUUGUGAACCAUUUGAGGAAUCUUGCUUCAGACCCUCAGAAUAGAGCAAGUAUUAUGAGAGAUAAGAGCUGCCUUGCAGGUCUCAUUCUGUUUCUUGACCAUCGUGAAGCAUGUGUGGUUGAGUCUGCACUAAAGGUGAGUGGUAAUGAAACAUGUCACAGAUGAUAUUGUGCUCAAUUAUAAUGAACUGGUACUUAGUUAUUGGCAAUAACCAUCAAUUAAAGAGACCCUGCACCCUUUGCUUUAACACUGCAUCUUCUGUGAAAAGGAAGUUUUUCCUUAUGUCCUUAACCUCCCUGGCGAUAAUCCCGAGCGUGGCUCGGGGUUAAUUUUCAGUACCAAAAGCAGUAUCCCUGAGCCACGCUCGGGAUUAUACUGUAGUAUCACUUACCUUGUCCCUAUGAGCCCGUGGUGUCCUCCCGCAGUGUCCUCUGCCCGAUGCUGGCAUCCGUCUUCCGAGUUCCCUUUCUUUGCGAGCACCGCCUGACAGGCGGAAAAAAAAAAAUUACAAAUCCACAUAAUACAUAGUAAUACAUUGUGAUACAGUGUAAUCUGAUAUGAUUACAUUUCGGUAUCAAACCUUUUCACCUCAGUUUUGUCCCAGUGCUUUGUCCAGUGUCCUGCCUGUGCUUUUAUUUAUUCCUAAGAAUAACAAGCCUACAAAUUUACAUACAAAACAAUGUACCACUUUAACAUUCAAAAAUACUGACAUAAUCAGACCACCAGGGAGGUUAAGGGGUUUCUCGAAUGAUUGAGUUGGUCAUGGUGCUUGGAGUCUUAUUGUACAGUGUUUCACUAUAGCCCUUUGCUUCCGAAGGUGAAACCUUUGUUCAGAACCAAAUCUUAAAGGGACACUAUAGUCACCAGAACAACUACAGCUUAUUGAAAUUGUUCUGGUUAAUAGAAUCAUUACCUUCAGGCUUUUUGUUGUAAAUACUCUCUUUUCAGAGAAAAUGCAAUGUUUACAUUAAAGCCUAGUGAUAACUUCACUGGCCACUCCUCAGAUAGCUGUUAGAGAUCCUUCCUGGGUCAUGGCUGCCUAAAAUGCAUCCAAACAUUCGGUAUCUCCUCCAUCUGCAUGCAGACACUGAACUUUCCUCAUAGAGAUUAAUUGAUUCAAUUCAUCUCGAUGAGGACAUGCUGAUUGGCCAGGGCUGGCUCUGCCCCUGAUCUGCUUCUUGGUCAGUCUCAGCCAAUCCUAUGGGGAAGCAUUGUGAUUGGAUCAGGGUACCACUUCUGAUGAUGUCAGCAGGCUGCUUGGUUUUUUUUUUUUUUUUUUUUAGGCAAAGCAUGCAGAGUUACAGCUUCUGGUUUGAAUACAGUAAGAUUUUUAAUAUAUUUAUGGAGGCAUGAGGAGCCAUGGGGGGCUAGAUGGUGGUGUUAACACUAUAGGGUCAGGAAUACAUGUUUGUGUUUCUGACCCUAUAGUGAUCCUUUAAGGCAACACUAAAAGCACGAUAAUGCUGCAGCGCUCUGUUAUGCUUAUGAACUAUUUAUUAUUCAUAUACUGCUAACAGAUUCCCCCCAUACUCAUAUUGUCAAUAAUUAAACAAUUUUAGAACAGCUUGACUUGACUAGGUGCCACUCCCUACCUCCACUUUAUCUAAAAGAGAACAGAAAACUCCUGCUUGGGAGCUUCUGUUCGUUAUUCUGAGAUAGCUUACAGUGCAAGGCUAGAUCAUAGACUGGGAACGCCAGCUGAUCAUUCUCCACCAAUAAGCUAACCCUGCACCCCAUGGCUAAGCUCAGUGCCAUCGUACUGCCAAAACAGCUCUGACACGUUGAGUUAUGGACUCCACAAGUUCUAUGGUAUCUUGUACCAAGUCCUUAGAAGUAGGGAUUUGUUGUUCCAGCACAUCGCACAGAUGCUCAAUUGGAUGGAUGUCUGGGGAACAUGGAAACCAAGGCAACACCCUGAACUCUUUGACAAGUUCCUCAAACCAUUCCUGAACAAUCUUUGUAGUGUGGCUGGGUGCAUUAUCGUGCUUAAAGAGACCACUGUUAUCAGAGAACACCAAUGCAAUGAAGGCGUGUAAGUUGUCAGCAACAAUCUCUAGGUAAAUGGUUAGUGUCAAAGUAACAUCCACAUGAAUGACAGUACAUUAGUCCAUAGUGCACCCUGUUGCUAUCUGUUCCCCAGCUAAUCGACACAUAUGCACCCGACUAUCCACCUGAUCUAAAAUAAAACUUGAUUCAUUGGACCAAUCAAUCUUCUUCCAUUGUGCCAUGAUCCAGUUCUGAUGCUCAUGUCCUCAUUGAAUGCUGGCUACACCUUACAAGACUUGCCAUUUUGGAAAUUCUCUGACCCAGUCGUCUAGUCAUCACUAUUUGUCUCUUGUCAAAUUCACUCAGAUCGUUUCACUUGCCCAUUUUUCCUGCUUCAAACACAUGAAAUUCAAGAACUGUUUACUUUCUGCCUAAUACACCCCCCCCCCCACCCCCUUUAUUUUUGUAGCAAUAUUAUCCAUUAUUAUUUAAUCACACAGUAGUUUUAAUGAUCAGUGUAUAGCAGAGUUUGAGAAUUUUUCCAGGACUCUUGGCAGUUGCCCCAAUCUUUGUAAAUUUUAAUUAUUUUGUUUCACGUCUAGUAGAUUUGGAGAAUUAGAUUGGGCAACAACUUUGGUCACUUGGACAAAUAUGUUUUUACUUGCAGAAUUACAACUACAGGAAAAUGGCACCCAAACCACUUAAUCUCACUGAAGUGGUCUGGGUGUUUAUAGUGUUGUUAUUUUUAUUUUAUUUUUGUUAUAAAGGGAGAGUUAGAAAUGGUGUCAAAGUUGUACACUGGUCAGUAUGGUGAUACAGAUAAUCUUCAACUAGCACAUCUAGGAAAAAUGCAUGUCAAUAUAAGUGCAUGUCUCUUAUGUGGCCCUAUAAAUUCCUCUAAAACCUGGCAAAGUUAUACAUAUGGGGCAUGGCCAUAAUCUAGAGAUAAAGCAGAAUAGAAAUGUGUGGUCCUUUAACCCCUUAAGGACCAAACUUCUGGAAUAAAAUGGAAUCAUGGCAUGUCACACAUGUCAUGUGUCCUUAAGGGGUUAAAUAAUAGAGCACACAAGACUUGUAAAAUUUACCAUUAAAGGCAUACUAUAAGUGCCAGGAAUACAUAGCUGUAUUCCUGCCACUAUAAGCCCUCUGCCUCCCCCCUCACUUGCGCCCACCCUUCCGUUGAAUAAAGAUCCCAGCGCCGAUGUCUCUCGGUGCUGGGUCUUGGCUAUGCCUCCUCCGAAGUCCAGCAACGAGCAGGAAUCAAUGCUUUCCUAUGGGGACAAAAAUCUGAUGCUGGAUGUCCUCAUGCAGAGCCUGAGGAUGUCCAAGGUCCAUUAGGAUACAAGAAGUGCCUCCAGUGGCUGUCUGGAAGACUGUAAUUGGAGGCAGACUUAGAGCUGCAAUGUAAAUACUAAGUGCAAUAGGGACACUGCACUCAGACCACUUCAAUGAGCUGAUGUUGUCUGGGUGCCUAAAGUGUGUCUUUAAUAUCCAAUAUGCAUGUGAAAAUAAUUAAAAGUACCUUUUUAGCUAUGAAUCACCCUGGUACGACUCAAACUUCUCAUAUUAAGUUGUUGCCUUUUGCAAAUGGAAUGCUAUGAUUUGGGUAUUUGGGGUUGCUAUAUGUUCCCAAAAGUUACCUGGUUCCUGUAAAGCAACCAGUGAAAAUUGGAAACUUGAAAUUUGUAAUUGGCAGGCAUGUAAUUUUACUCAGUAGCUUGCCAACAAUAUGGCAGUCUACACGAGAGUGGACUGCUGCACUUAGCAGCAACAGAAGAAUAAAAAAAUUGGGGAAUUUAUAUUAGUUGGACAUAUAUGGUUUGUGAUAUUAACUGUGAAAAACACAAACAUAUUAAAUAUACUCCGCACUUUUAACUGGUCUGUUGAUGAAAUGGUUAAAGGCACACUAUAGUCACCAGAAAACUACAGCCUAUUGACUUUUUAUUGCAAACAUUGCUUAUGUUGCUGCCUAGGGACACAUCCAGUAGCCUCUCGUCAGACAGCCACUAGAGGUGCUUCCUGUUUUUUUUUGAUUUUUUUUUAGAAACUGCGACAUUUGCAUGGCAGGGAUAAUUCCACCCCUGGUAGCUGUCAGUAUAACAGCCACUAGAGUUAGUUCUGCUACGUUGACAGAGUAAUACUAGGUAAUGUGACGUGAAAGUCACCAUAGGAAAGCAUAGCACUUGCAUGUGCAUUUUGUUCCAGAUGCGCUUUAGGAGGUAAGCAGCACAGAGGGAGCUGGAAAAAGUUAUGUAAAACUUACAUUUUUAUUUAUUUUUUUAACAUUUUUAUGCAUCUUUUAUGAGGGGCAACUUGAAUAAAUGUAGGUAAAGAGUUUUAGUCAUACAGAUUUCUAUUCCUAUUUCUAUAGUGUUUCUUUUUAAUAAGGAUAUGGAAUUCUCUGCCUGAAGAGGUGGUUUUAUCAGAGUCAAUACAGAUGUUUAAACUAAAAUUGGAUAAAUACUUGCAAAAACAUAACAUACAGGGAUAUCAUUUCUAAUUAGUGGGGUAAUAGCUGCUUGAUCCAAGGAGACAUCUGACUGCUAUUUUGGGGUCAAGAAGGAAUUUUUUUCCUAGUUUGUUGCAAAAUUGGAAGCGCUUCAGACUAGGUUGUUUGCCUUCUUUUGGAUCAACAGCAAAAACAUAUGCGAGGAAGUCUGAACUUGAUGGACGCAAGUCUCUUUUCAGCUAUGUAACUAUGUAAUACACAAAUACAACCACUACAUAGCACAUUUCCACAUUAAAUGGUGUUAGAUUUGAACUUGGUCAGCAUUUAUCUACUUCCUAAAUUAAUUACAUAUUUACUUUUUAUGUUUUUAAACUUAGACAAUUUCAUAUUUAAGCGAAGAUCCAACCCACUGUGAAAUAAUGCGAAAUGAACUUGGUAUGAUGGUUAGCUUGGAGAGCAUAAAAAACAGGUAAGAUUUAAGAGAAAAAAAACAAACAAAAAAAACAUAAGACGAUAUUGUUAUACUCGAAGGAUUAGUCAGGUUUCUAGCCAUUGUGUUAUUUUAGAGCUAUGGUAUCAAUCGUUUAGACACUAUACCCCUUAUUCUUCAACCAAUAGUGCACAAGUAGCUGCUUCAGGUAGUGAGAGAAAGCAGCAAAUCGAGUGUGGAAACUUAUAGUUCACACCAGGUUGAGUUUGAAUGAAAUCAUGCUUUAAAUCUGUCUUUAAGAAACGAUUUAUAUCAUGAAUUUAAAUGUAAGAACUCAUUUUUGCUGGUUGUUUUAAUCUUUAAUAUUUUCAACCAGUUAAAUAUAGCAUUUUAGAAAGAUAAUUUCAGAAUAUUUAAACAGUUAUAUAAAAACUGAUUGUUAUAUACCAUUCAAAAUACAUAGAUUAUUAUACAAUUAUUGCAAGGUGAGCUAUCUCCAGUUUAAUAGGUUAAUCACUUAUAGUUGAAGAAAAAUUUAAAGGAACACUAUAGGGUCAGGAACACAAACAUGUAUUCCUGACCCUAUAGUGUUAAAACUACCAUCUAGCCCCAUUGGCCCACUCUUGCCUCCCUAAAUAAAAUCUUACUUGCAGAGCUGCCUCUGACAUCAUCAGAAGUGGUGGUCUGAGCCAAUCACAAUGCUUCCCCAUAGGAUUGGCUGAGACUGUCAAGGAGGCAGAUCAGGGGCAGAGCCAGCACAAGUCAAACACUUGGGCAAUCAGCCCUGGCCAAUCAGCAUCUCAUAGAGAUGAAUUGAAUCAAUGCAUCUCUAUGAGGAAAGUUUUUAGUGUCUGAAUGCAGAGGGUGGAGACACUGAAUGUUGUGAUGCAUACUAGGCAGGACUGCCCCAGGAAGCACCUCUAGUAGCCAUCUGAGGAGUGGCCAGUAGAGGUAUCACUAGGCUGUAAUGUUACAAAAGAAAAAACACUAUUUAACAAACAGGUGUCAAAAUAGUGAAAGUGUGUAGCGCUGGAAAGUUAAUUACCUACUCCCAAAUUGUUAUAGGGAUGACAGAAUUAUGCAGAUGACUGUUUAAAAAAGGAGGAUAUAUAGUGUGACACUUUUAAACUUUGAGUGGAGGUGUUUACUUAAAUUGGAAGCACUCACGUGGUUUGGAGCCUAUUAUGGACUGGCUCUAAUCACUUGCGCUGUUAUGCACUUGAGGUGGCACACACCCUAUGGAUCCAAGUGUAGGAUAUUCCUCAGAAACAUGCAAACAAAAAAGAGGGGAAGGGAGACAGGGAAGCUUGCCCUGGUGCAGAAAUCAUUAAUCAAGUAUGGUACAAUGCAAAAAUAUAAAGUUUGCUUCUCACCUUAAAAAGUAUAUGGGUAUAUGAGUCCUGUUUUAGGGUGACUCUGCCCUUCUUAUAGCAGGAUAGAUGGUAUGUUUUCAAUUAAAAAUCGUAUUUAUUCCGUUCAAAAAUCAAUAGAAUACAUACACAGUGGUGGUGUGUCCAAAAUGCGUUUCGCCGAUUCCGGUCGGCUUUCUCAAUUUCUAAAUGUGAGGCUGUAAUGUAAACACUGCAUUUUUCUCUGAAAAGACAGUGUUUACAGCAAAAAACUUGAAGCGAAUGAUUCCACUCACCAGAACAAAUACAAUAAGCUGUAGUUGUUCUGGUUACUUUAGUGUCCCUUUAAAUCAAAGAUGUUCAUUAUGUAUACAUAGAUUUGUAGAUCCAUAACAAUGGGAUUAAGGUAUUUUUCUGAACUAUGGAUUGUUAGUUUAUAAUCUUUUUGCUGAUAUGCAGGCACACAUACACUUAUGGCCUAGAUUUAAUUAUUUUGGCUAAGUUUUUCAAAAGAUCAUUUGUCAAAGCUUUUUAAAUUUCUCUAUGGACAUUUUCAGUGACUGUAUUGGGAAAUUCCAGAGCACUAUAUUUUCCUGAAAUGUUCUGGGCUGCCCUGUCAAUAAUGUGCAUAAAAUACCCUCCCUUCCACAUUGCGCUCCCUCAGUUGCACUUUUUGUUUGUUUGUGGUGUCACUGCUACUUGGUGGCUGUGUGGUUAACUGAAAAGUAAGUUUUACUUACCUGAAACUGUCCCUUGCAGCUGCAUCCCAUCUGCAUUGGAUCCUCUUCAGUGCUGGUGCUUUAUCUGCCUGGAACCAACAUAAGUGUUAUACUCUGGCGCCAUAGACAGUGCCUUUUUCCCUACAGCCGUCAAUAGUGAUGGCUGGGGAAAAUGACAGAACUUGGCAGAGGUAGAUCUGCCUUUUGUCAAGCAUAGGAAAAAUGCAUAAGACAAAGUAGGUCUCAUAUUCUGUUUUUGCUUGAGUGCAUUUACUUAGGGACUCCCUGUAACGAACGCUGGUAUAGUAGAUACCCGUUCACCUAUUUUCGCCCGAACUGCCUGAGCCUGAGUGAUUAAAGCUCGGGUGUUGAGUCAAACGAUUCCCCAUACGAAUGGCAGUCUCCCAAGUGUAUUCUCUUAGUAAAGUAGACAGGUACCCAAACAUCAGCCGAAACUAAAUGAAGGGUGUAACAGGAAUGAUUUUAAUGGGUGUCACACUGGCGUUUAUGCAAGGGGUACUCCCACAUGGACCUUGUUGGGGACUCCAACACAAAGUUAUACACCAAUCACAACAUGGUUACAAAGUAUAACACUCCCAUAGUAAACAUACAAUCCCUCCUCACUGCCUGGGAGAUAAUUGAGUCAGAUACUGUAAUAACUCAAUUAUCUCCAGGCAGAAAAAAACAAAUUUUCCCCAAAAUUCAUAAAAUUCUCAUAAAUGUACAAUAGCUUUAGAAGAUGAUUCCCUUAAUAAAGCAUACAAAUCCCCAAACAUCAGCCGAAGUCUAGAAGAAGGGUGCAACAGAGCUCGCUUUUAAUGACCACCCACUGGCUUUUAUGCAAGUCCCCAUGCAAGGGGACAUCCCACAGGGAGGGACACAGUGCAACCAAUCAUUUACAGGAAAAACGUAAAACACUUCCAGCACAAACAUACAAUUCCCUCCCCUAGUCCUGGAGAUAAUCAAGUCUGAUAAAGUAAUAACUUUAUUAUCUCCAGGCAGAAAAAUUAAAAUUAUCCCCAAUAUUCAGAACACCCCUUUAGGCAUAUGGUAUCCCCACAAACAAUAUAUCCCCUGAUAGCCCUGAUCUGGGUGACCAACAUAUCCAAAAAUCACCCAGAUCAGUUCAGGGGUUUAGGAGUUGCAUGGAAGUCUUAGUUUGACCGACCGCACAUGAGGUUCUUGCCCAGAAACCGUUCCAUCAGUUCAGGUUGUGCGGUCGGUCUAUUUCGGAAAGUCAUAAAACCGAAUAAAUCCACAAACAGAACCCCCUGGCUCAUAGCGUUUGUUCCUCUAGUUCGUGGGAACAAAACUACCGAACAGCGCUCUCCUAGCUGUUCGGAAAAAGGAAGCAGGCGUUCGUAUGGUUUGACCAGUGUUCGGGAAGUCGAGUGUCCGAUUUUCGUUCCAGACACUAGACGAUCAAGUCCCGCUGCCUCCUUUCGUCCGAACAAGAUGGGCACCGUUUUUCCUGCACGUGGCGAUCGACUAUAUGAACGGUGGCCACACAGAGAGCACUAAUUCCUUGUUCUCUUUGUAGUUAACGAGCCAGGGGCGUAGUCUGUGUUCGGUAGUUUCAUCUACUGAACGAAAAAAGUUAAAUAACCGAAACAACGGGAUAAUUUCUUCACACUCCCUAAAUCAAGAGUAAUCCAGAUGUGAACCCUGUGCUCAUUGUGCCUAGAGGGAUAUUGGCUAUACCUCAAUGGUGAGACCCAAAGAAGGCUUAAACAGUCGUCUGUGGCUGCUGUAUCUCACAUGCAGAACAUGUAUUCCCUACAUGACUCUCCCCAUAUAUUGACUAGUUUUGCUUCUUUUAAUAACAUUUUUCCAUAAAGCAUUUUGUCAUUUUAACCCUAAGCCUAAUCUGAAAUUCAUACUUUAUUUUGCCCAAAAUAGAUGAUUGUGGUGGUUGAUAGACAAAUGUACUUCGCAUUUAAUUUAUCGCUACCAUGUAGAGGUCUGAUCCAGUGGAUAUUUUACUAUAACAUACUGAUCAAUGUUCCGGUGAACUGUAUUUACAGGUGUGAUGUUAUUGAUGACCUCAAACAACUUGCACAGAGCAUAUAUGCUUCCUUUACAUUCCCUUCUCAAAAGUACACGCCAGAAAAGACAAAGCCACAAUUUUUCAUCUCCAGCUGUAACAAGAGAGUGAAAACUGUAACUCUUCAUAUUCAUGGACUUGAUGACAUGGUAAGAUUUGGUAACAUAACAAAAUUUAUGUGACUUGGUGGUGGUAUUCAUUUUUAUUGGUGGUUCCUUUUUAUUUAUUUUUUUAUAAAUCUAAAUAUUUCGAAAAUCAAUAUUAAGAAACCAUAUCAAGAUGGACAUUAUAGGAGCACGUCGCGUCAGGCACCAUAAAAACGUCAUCAAAAUUAGAAAGGUGCUUAUCCCAGAAAAGGUUAAUAAGCCAGUUUGGUUACCUGGUGUAGUAAAAGUAAAACCCUAUUAAUAAAACAGAAAAAAAACACCCUACCUAGUUAGUUAAGGUCAUUUUGCUCCGACAGGAAAAACAAUCAGGUCAAAGUUUCUAGGUAGUUCUCUGUUCUAUUCAUCAAAGCCUCAACUGUAUAUCCUCAACUCUUUCAGCCUUCUUCAGAAGCUGGGGGCAGUAGGUUACAUUCAGAGGGCACAGGGAUCCGAAUUUGGUAGCGAUUAACAGGUGUUACGAUAGUGUCUUUUUUUUUUUUUUUUUUUUAAUUUUUUAUCCAAAAAUGGGAAGUUUGGGAUGAAGGAGAUUAUGACAGCACAUUUCCCCAAACCAAUUUGCAACGAUCUGACAACCCACCGGCAUCUCCAACAAAGGUGCAAAUUCAGGGGAGAUCGUAUGAAGCCUCUAAGGGAUGUUCUUAGGGUUUCGUGAUUGAUCUCUUGAUAUUUAGAGCACAGCAAUCUCUGAUGUCAGUAUUGAUUUAUUUAUUUUUAUAUUCCCUGUUGCUCAGUGAAUGCCAUGUGUAACACCUCCUCCAAAUAAGACAUUAGCUUAAGCAGAGCUGCAGCAGCUUGGCAUGAUAGCAGAGCUUCUCAAACAAUGUCAGUAGCCUAUUUGUAGUGGAGCCCUAGUCCUAGCAGGGACUCUCCUCCACUGGUUACUCCAAAAUAUACUCUGAAACAAGUAAAACAAUCCAAUUGAACAGUCAGGCACAGCAAAAUACUCCAAGACUCUCCCACCUCUUCCCCAGCAACUGUAUGACACUCAGCUCUGGGGGUAUAACUGAAUUUUAUUCACACAUACACAGCUUUUAUGCCAUCUCCCAUGCAAGUUGUCUCACAGGUAGAAAAUGCAAGGGUUUUAAUCUCAGGAUCCGUUGUGCAUGAGAGAUAAUUGCCUGAGUAAACUCCUCCAAUUGAAUCUCUCUGGUACAAAAAAAUCCCCAAAAUAUUCCGUACCCCAAAAGUCCCCCAACCAUACAGUGGAACCCCACAAAAAAGUACAUUCCCCGAUAGCCCCAAUCUGAGUGACCAACAUAUCCAAGAAUCACUCAGAUCGGUUAGAUAGAACGGGAACAGCAUUGUGGGGAAGAUUUGACUGGCCAGACACAAGGUGGUAGCCCAAAAUAGUUCCAGGAGAAUAGGUGCCCUGGCCACAUGUUCGGUUGUACGAAAUGGCAGCCACCCAGGAGAAACACUCAUUAAUUGUUUCCCUUGUGGUUUCGCACUUAAGUGGUUGGUGUUAACUUUUUAAUGGGGUACAGGGGUGCUCCUUGUUUGGGAGACGAACGGACUCUGUAUGAAGUCUCCAGAAAAGCCCAAGAAGAAACACACGAAAUAACCAAGGCAAAAUACACAACAUAACAGGGGGAAGAUACGGACAGCCAAUAUAUGGGAUAAAAGUAGUUUGCAAAUGUCCAUUCUGCUACACUAUGUAAGUAAGGACCAAGUUCAAACAGAAUUUUAAAAAUGUCUAAGUUCAUACCAUAAUUGUUCUUUAUUUGUUUGUUGUAUGUUACUGUAUCAGACAGGAGUAGAAGGUCACCAUUAACGCUAUGUUAUGUUUUUUCAACAAACCGUGACGGGCCUUUUAUCAGAAGUGGAAAGUCAUUUCAUCAAGUGCUGUCAGUAAUGUGGGCUUGUUGAUAAGAAAACCUGUAUACCAGAUUGACAGAGAUGCUCCAUUGAAAGGGUAAUAAACAAGGAGACCCUUAGAUGGAGGAAAAAGAGGGGGGGGGGAGGAAAAACACACCCACCCCUCCUUAACCCACAAGGGUCAGCAAAAAAGGAAGCCCCUGCCUAGAGAAAAAUGCUAAAACUUAACCUUUAAUAAGAGACAUUAAUAAAAUGUCAAAUUGAAAAUAACAAAAAUGGAAUAAAAAGGAGAGAGAGGGAGCAAAUACAAAGAAGGGUAUAGAAUGUGACCACUAAGGGUCACCUAUAAAGAAAAAGCUAUAAUAGCACUGAAGGUCUACCCAAGUCCAGAUUUAUAAGGGGGCUGGGCAAGUAUAAUGGGGUGGAGAACUGGCAAAGACCAAGUGGCAAAUUGUUGCUCAUAAACCAGGGACAGAAAUUUCUAUGUAUUGAGAGCUACCAAAGAAUUACAAUAAUAAAGACCCUGAUAGUAGCCAUAAAUUAAUACACAGUUGCAGUGUCUAAAACAUUGCAACUGAAUGUAAAACAAUAACAACUUGUAUCUACCCGUAGAUAUAGAGUAUCGUAUAGAAGAAAGAUCCCACCACUACUGCCAAACACGAUAUAAACCCCCAAGCCAGCUAAUUUGACCUCGCUAAAAGACUGACUCUUGACUGGGACAAAAAUAAAGAACGGCUCCCUCAAAAUCUAUCUCCUCUAAGCCUGCCUAACGCGCGUUUCGGCGCAAUUCGAAGCGCCUUCCUCAGAGGAAUCAAAGAGGUUCCCUUACCGGCCGGUGUAUUUGUAUGCGGCUCGGUCCAAUGAAGAAAGGGGGCGUGGUCGUACCCAUUCGCGCCAAAAUCGGCGUUCGAAUAGGACCCGCCCCUUCAAUCAGUUAUGUCACUAUGUAGGUGGUUAACCCUGUGUGUGCCCAAUCGCACAGGACAGUGAAUCCAUGGAGUGCCCAUUAAGAAGAAAGUUAUAGAUCAAAUUAAUAUAUUAGUGUGUAUUAUAAAGCCACACAUAAAAGAUUUUUAUUUAUAUUAAUAAUAAUGGGCACCCUGCACAUUUCUAUAUAUAAGUAUUAAAAUAAACUUAUAAUAGGGGCACAAAAAACCUUGCUCACCUAAAAUUGAAAAAUGAAAAAUGAAUGAAUGCCCAUUCCCAAAAAAACCCCGGGAAGGAAUAUAUCACUCAAGAAAAUUAACUUGUGAUCAUAUAAAUAAUCUGUGUACACAUUGAAAGGGUGUAAGCGACCUGUUUAGGGAGCUCUCCUGUGUCUAGGUACCACCUCAGGGAUUCUGUUUUCAGCUAUAUGCAUUUAUAGUAAUGUUUGAGGUAGUUGAUAUUAUGCCAUUACACAAAGCAUGCAUGGUGUGCAGCCCAGUAAAUUUUAGGGCAGUAUGUAAGGCCAAGACCACAAAGUGGGUAGCACUAAGUGUACCAACCUAAACUUUAUAUCAAUAGGAAUACAGAUUUAGGUGUCUGGAAGACAGAAAGUGAAGGCAUGUUAACUCUGCAAUGUAAAUAACGCCAUUCCUACAGAACGGCAAUGUUUUCAGUUACAAGGCUAAAAUGACAGGAACAUAGCACCCAGACCAGUUUAGCUUACAGUGGUCUGUGAGCCUAUAGCAGUGAUGGCGAACCUAUGGAACGCGUGCCACAGGUGGCACGCUGGGCCCUUUCUGUGGGCACGCGGCCAUAGGUUCGCCAUCAAUGCAGAGUAGGCACCUGCCUGCCCAAAACGGCAGGCGCAUACUCUGCUUCCGUGUCGGGAGGCAGGAGGAGGGAUCUGUAAAGCAGCUCUCUCUCCUGUCCUCCCGAGAGCAAGCUGUGUGGAGCAUUGCUGCGCGUUACCAUGGCAACACUCCACACAGCAUCGCGCAGGAGGACAGGGGUGCUGCUUCACAGAUCCCUCCCCCUGCCUCUCCACACGGAAGCAGUGCUUGCCAACACCGGACCACCAGGGAUGGCUGUGUCCUCCCCCUCCUUCAUUAAAGGUAAGAAGGAGGGAGGGGGUAUACUGAUUUAUACUGAUUUUCUUUUUUUUUUUUUUAAACACCUUCACCCCAGCCCCCCACAGAGUACCCCUACCCCCACACACAGAGUACUCCUACUCCCCUACACACAGUACCCCUACCCCCACUACACACAGUACCCCUACCGCCCCAACACACAGUACCCCUACCUCCCCACAGCACCCCUCCCCCACACACAUUUGGGCACUUGGGCUCAAAAAGGUUCGCCAUCACUGGCCUAUAGUGUCCUUUUAAGCCUCGGCCUACCACCCCCUCCACACAUAUCUCUGCUCUGUGCAGGGGAUUCCCUGUUCUUAAUCUAAUGUAGGUUUCUUCUAUUUUGUGUACCGGUUUUUAAAGGUUUUCUGUGUUAUGUAUUGUUUAUGUGUUAUGUUUAUCUUGCACUCUCCAUGUAGUUUAUAAUACUAAUAAUCCCUGGUAAAUGGACAGAAAUAAAUUGUUUCUACUCUUUCCCGUCCACUCAUUUCUGACUAUUAAGACAAUGCUAAUACCCUCAAUAGGAGCUAUGUAAUGAUGUGUUCAAAGCCUCUUUACUUAUACAGAGUUAACUGGCGUUCACUAGAUCAGCUGUCUGUGUGGACAAGAUCUUGACAUCAGGGCAAGUCAUUUUGUCCUGUAGUAGAUUACACAUGGUUAAAAAGAAUCCUGGCAAUAAAACAAAUGUUAUGUAUUUUAGAGUUUUUUUGUGUGCUUUUGUGGCACGUUCAAAUAAAAAAAGAGUUUAAUAAAUGUACAUUGUUGGCUAUUCGAAUAUAAUACGUAACAACAAAUGGUGCAUUAUAUGAAUAUAUAAUUGUUGGUUGUUUUGGAGACAACCAUUACAGUAUUUACCAUAAUAAGAGAUUCUCAGUUGUGUAUUUAUUUUUACUACAUGAGUAAAAAAUUUUACCUUCCAUUCCACCUGCUGUGGGAUGUAGGAGCCAUACAUGUAUAACACACAGACUCACACACAAAUGUAGCCUAAAUUUAGAUAGACUAAAGAUCCUGUAGUUUACUUUGGUGAACCUUGUGUGUGUGUGUUUUGAUACAUAAGUACUCUUAGUUUAUCAGACUUUUUUUGAGGUCUUAGAAUUGUGACAUCUAUAUACAGGUACCUUCUCCACUUAACAUAUGCCUUUCGCUACUGUUACUUUUAUUGUCCUUGUGGGUCUUUUAUUUGUUUUUUGAUUUUGUGUAGACUGUUCAAAGUAAUGCAAGAGGCUCUGAUAUUUAAGAAAAAAAAAUCCAAUUAUAGAAAGAUAAAAUCUUUGUGAAAUGCUCAUAAAGACUGUGUUGGAAUUCAUUUGAAAUUCCAAUACAGUAAAUAAGAUGAUAUAAGUCAAAGUAGGGAACAUUGUCAAGUUUUAUCACCUUCAUGCCCCCCCCCCCUUUCCUCUCCCAAAGUGAAAUAAUAUCCAAUGGAGACUUACAUGGGAUCCUCCAUGGACAUAAUUGUUUACUCUUGUGCAUCAUUAUUAUUAUUUAUAUAGUGCCAACAUAUUACGCAUCUCUUUACAAUCAUAGAAUUGAGGUGAUAGAAUAAAGUAGUUGACAUACAAAAUAUUAACAGAAACGAGAAGUGAAGGAGGCCCUGCCCAAACAAACUUGCAAUCUAUGAGUAUGUGUAAGACUAGAGCACUGACGUGGGUUCCUGGUGGCCAAAGGGCCUGGAGCUGUAGAAUGAAGCUGUUGGCACCUGUGGGGGACUUCAUCAAAUAUGUAUAACUUACUCCAACUGCACCCUGAGCCACUGCACAACAUGUGCCGCUGUCCCCUUUGGAAAAUCACCAUCACUGAAAUAUGUAGAGACCCUAGAACAGUGAUGGCGAACCUUUUUGAGCCCGAGUGCCCAAACCGCAAUACAUGCCAACUGAAUAUUUUGAAGUUUAAAAGAAACAACUCGUACAGUUAUCUGAACUAAUUAACAUCUUCUGUUUUAAAAGAAGAACACAACAGAGAGUUUAAUGAUAUAAAUAGAUAAAAUUAAUCUUAUAUGUAUUAGUAUCUACAACAAAUGCAAUACAUACACACAGACUGCUGAACACAUUCACACACAGACUGCUGAAUACAUACACUGCUGAAGACAAACACACACAGAUUGCUGAGUACACACAGACUGUUGAAUACAUACACACACAUACUGCAUUGAGGGGUGCAGUGUUUGUGUGUAAGGGUGUGGAGUGUAAGGGUGUGGGGUGUGGUGGUGGGUGUGUGUGUGGAGUGAUGCGUGUGUGGGGGGGUGCUGUGUGUGUGAGGUGUGAGUGUGAGGGGUGCUUUGUUUGUGGGGUGGGAUAGGGGUGCUCUGUGUGUGUGUGGGGGAUAGGGGUGGUAAAGAUCCAUUAAAAAAAAUUAUUUGAAGAUCAGAGGAAAUGUGUGACCUUAAACAAAAAAAGAACAGAAUGUCUGUAUGCACAUGGAUAAUGGUUUUAUUCUGUUUUCAAAUUAGGAGAAGAAGAAUAUUUGUGAAGAGGCAUUGUUGAAAGUGAGAGGUGUAAUAAGCUUUACAUUUCAAUUAGCCAUGCGGCGAUGCACUAUCCGAGUAAAAUCAGAUCUGGCAACAGAGGUAAGAUAAUUUUAAUUCUAAUGUAUAGUACAAUACUUUCAGUGUGUAUAUAACUGAGUAUCUUUGAUAGUUUGUUUAAACAGACACUAUGGUCACCAGAACUAAUACAAUUUAAUUUAGUGGUUCUGGUGUCUAUAGCAUGUACCUGCAGGUUCAGCAAUAUAAACUCUGCCAUUCACAUUGCUGCCUAGUAAUACCUCUAGUCUUAUGGGCAUUAUCAAAUAUUACAGGUUUUUAGAAUGAAAAGUUGUAUUUCUUAAACUUUGUUUUUAACCUCUUAAGGACCGAGGACAUACUAGGUACAUCCAACAAAAAAACUGUCCUUAACGACCGCGGACGUACCUAGUACGUCCUCAAAGUCCUUCUUACUUACCCGAACACCACCGUUCACCCUGCCGGUGAUUGGCGUUCCUCCUGGUUUGGGGGGUACUGCCUGAUAGCCCAGAGGGAAAAAAUGCCCUGAUAGCCCUUUGGCAAAUAAUGCCCCCGCAAGCCAUGUGAUCGCUCUGAAAGAUGGUAAGAAAAUAGAAAAAUGGCCUGGUCACUAAGGGGUUAAGAUAUUUUGCAAACUAGCCAUUUGAUAGAAAUUUAAAAAUAUUGUUUUUCAUACAAUGUUCCUUUACUUAUCAAAUGACUUGCCUAGAUACGUAAAUAUAUGGUAUUUAGACUUUAGGAAGCCAUCUUACCCUAGGUUGGUGUCACACCAAGUCAGGGAAUUUCUCAUGUCAUGUGCAACCUUAAGUUUUACUCCAAACAUAGAUAAGAUGUCUAGGUCAUGACAAUAUACUGAUUUAAGAUUUUCCCAUGUGAAAUGCUUGCCAACUUAAGGUAGACCCUAACAUGACCUAAUUGAAUAUCUAAGGUAUAAAUACCUGUACUUAUUAAUAUUAAAAAUACAGAGGAGAGAAUUUUGAAUGCAGAGAUGCUGCUCCAUUUUUAUCAUGACUGAAAGGUUCAAGAGGGUAUGUUAUUCUAUUUUAAAAUUAAGUGCAAGCGCUAUAUUUUGAAAACCUUAAAAUAGGUGAUCGGUAUCAAUAUGAAAUACAGACACUUAUCUAUGCAUUCUUAUGAUUAAUAAAUAAAACCAUAUAAGCCACAGUGUGUGUAAUUUCAAAUGACCUUAAAAACUGCUAAAGGGUCCAAAAGUCUUUGGGUAAUAGUCUCUUUAGAGUUAAUCUUGUCUCUCGCAGCCAUGAACUAGCGUCUAUUGAUACACUGUAUAACACAGUGAACAUUGUUCUUUAAAAGAUACAAAAAAAGUUUUCAUAGCGUAACACUGUAAUUUAUUAACAAUAAAAGCAAGGAACCCUUACAUUAGCAUAUGGUGAUACUCGUCGCCAAGAUACCACAAAUAAGCAUAGAUAUAUCAGAGGCUUAGAAGCCGUUACCGUCCGUUAUUCUGCUAGUGAAAACUCCCGCUCAAUCUCUAUGCUGAUAAGGCAAGUGUUGGUGCAGGGAGGAGACUGGAAAUAGGGAUCGGUAUUGAUGAAUUGUUCUUCCUCCACCUCUGAUUCAGCAAAUGCCGCUCACGCUUCAACGCAUUUCGACCAUAACACCGGGCUUUCUCAAGAUAGUGAUGCGGCUAAUGGGAGCGUUAUUAUAAACACGCUUAUCAAUUUAACUCAUGAAGUCCCAUUUACCUUAUCCUUCCGUGAAAACGGCUCACCGUACGCGGACAUUUCAAUUUAAGGUUAAAAAAAAUAUCAAUAUACAUUGUUAAAUAGUGCUACGUGUAUGUAAAAAGUUGAACUUAAUCGAAUGGAUACAUUUCAUAAAAGUCAAAUUUAUGUGCAAAUGCAUUCAUUACAUAGAAUACACCAACUUAAAUAAAGUUGUUAGGAAGUUGUUGGGGGCUGGCAGAGAGCGGUUCCUUACCUUUCCUGCAGCUCCUGCCAGCUCCCUUCUCUCUCCUGCGUUCCGGUCAGCUCCACUGUAAAUCUCGCGAGAGCCGUGGGGUCAGAGCGUUGCCACGGGCAACGCUCCGCGCGGCACUCAGACCGCGAGACUUACAGUGGAGCUGACAGGGGAGCUGACCGGAACGCAGGAGAAGGGAGCUGACAGGAGCUGCAGGAAAGGUAAGUAACAGCUUCCUGCCAGCCCCCUCCUACACAGCCCAUCCACUGGACCACCAGGGAAUGAGAGCCCCCCUCCCUGGCCAGCUAACAAGCAGGGAGGGGGGACAAAAAAAAAUACAAAUUUAAAUAUUAUUAAAAUAAAAAUAUUAAUAUAUAAAAAUAAUAAUAAUUAAAAAAAUAAUAAUAAAAAUGCCCACCCCCCACCAAGGCUCUGCAUCACAUACACACACACACACACACUGCAUUCAUUCAUACACAUACACACACGCACACCAUUCAUACACAAACACACACACACUGCAUUCAUACACACACACACACUGCAUUAUAGACACACACUACACAUACUGCAUGCAUUAUAUACACACACACUGUAAAUAAAUAUUCAAUUAAUAUAAUUUUUGGGGGAUCUAAUUUUAUUUAGAAAUGUACCAGUGGCUGCUGCAUUUCCCACCCUAGUCUUAUACUCGAGUCAAUAAGUUUUCCCAGUUUUUUGGGGUAAAAUUAGGGGUCUCGACUUGUGUUCGGGUCGACUUAUACUCGAUUUAUAUAUGGUAGAUAAGUGGAGCGCUGAAUAUAUACACUUACCCUUAGAUAGGGUUAAGUCUCAGAUAUAAGUGGAUACAUGUAAAUGAAACAAAAAAAUACAGCACAAUAUAGUGUAAAUCUGCAAGUAAAGAUAUAUUGUAGUGAUAUUUCCAUUGAUCAAACUCACAUAGAUUAGAGCCUCAAAUGGACAGGCUCAAAUCACUUCCGCAGUAGUGUCGUAUGGAGAUACUGCAUCCUUUAACUGUUUCCUCAAAUAGAGAAACAAAAAAAGGGAGACCUCCUAGUAUACUAUGUUUCAACAUAAAUCAAAAUUGCAGUGGUUAUGGUUGUGCUUGCCUUUUUCUGAGCCAAUGGAAACCUGGCUUUGGAUGGUAAACCUGGGUGCUUCUAGAAGGGGGCACCUGCCUUUCUUUAGCAGCAAGGUAAGGUAAAAAGCCAAUGGGACUUAGUAUAUAAAAUAAUACAUUUAUUGUAACUAUUAAAUAUAAAACCAAAAGAAAAAUCAAAAAAAUAAAGUUAAAAUAUCCCGUUACUAAUAAACCAAAGGUAAAAUGUCCCAAUAAUCGUAUUCAAUUCCAAGACACGUUUCACCCACACCAUGUGGGCCUUUUCAAUCGGAUUUGAUGUUUCUGAUACCUUGCUGCUUUUAAAUCUGCCGGUCUUUUCAUCCGGUGGGCGGUCCUUCGUUCACUAUAUUGUGCUGUAAUUUUGUUUUCAUUUACAUGUAUCCACAUAUAUCUGAGACUUAACCCUAUCUUAGGGUAAGUGUAUAUAUUCAGCGCUCCACUCAUUUGAUUUAGUACAGUCUGGACAUUAUAUCCAGAUUGCCAUAAACUCACUUUGGUUCACUUCUAUAUUUAGUGGGGAAAAGAGAGCACCCACUAGAGUGUGUAGCUGCUUUCUAUCACUCAAUUAUAUCUAUAAGCGCACUUGACACAGUAAUCACCAAUUUUUGUAACUUAUAUACGGUAGAUAAAACUUUUGAAAAGACGAUUAACAUUAAAAAGAGAAAAUUUGAGGGAGACCAACAAGAUGUCCAGGAAAAUAGAGUAAGGAAUUACCAUAGAAAGGAACAACUGCGCAAUAAUCACUUUUCAGUAACCCAGACCUCACGAAGGAAUAAUAGGGAUAAGAGCUUAACUAGAACUAAUAAUGGAUCUAAUAUGGAUCAUUAUAAAAAGAAUAUGUUCCAUCAAAGCAGCCUAAUCUCCCUAGAACACCCAAAGAGUAGGGCUGGACAUUAGUGACUAAUUAAAGACAUAGAAAUACACCUCACACUAAACCAAAACCAUACACACCACAACCAAGAAUCCAUAGAAAUAUAGGUCACAUUUCUAAUAGAUUUGAAGCAUUAACACAUACAGAGAGGAUACUGUGCAUGAUAAAAUCAAAAAUUCAAUCCAAUCAGCCUGAGGAGAAGGAUUUUUUAGGGCCUCACCAUAUGUUUGUAAAUCACCAAUUUCAAAAUACAAAACAAAAGUAACGAUACAAAGGGGAUGUAGAGGAGUCCAGAAAAGAAAAGAGAAUCAAAUGGCAAAACCCAUGGGAAUUAUUAACUUAAACAUCACUUUAACACCAGAUCAAAUUAAAGUUUUAAAUAAGGGAUUAAAAUACGCCCCGGCCAUUAGGUCGGAUCCCUUUUUAGAAUUUUCUGAAUGUCCAAAAAUGUACUAGCACACUUAACCUGAAGCUUUUUUAUGAGUAACUCUAUUGACUCAAACACAACUCAAAAUGACAAUCCUUUCAAACACAUGGCUUUAAAAUAGAAAUCCAAAUUCUGCCCCCCCCCCCAACCCAUCAAGUAUGCAUAUGAAUGCUUUUAGUAUAGCAGUACUAGAAGAUCUAGAAAAAAAUCCUAACCAAAUUCCAAAUAGACACCAUAACCUUACAGUACAAGAAAAAAAGGUCUUAAAUGAAUUAGGCAAUAUUAGGAACAUAAUAAUUAAACCCGCCGAUAAGGGUUCUAGUGAAUAUAGAGUAUUAUGAAAAAGAAUGUCUUAGAAUUUUGCUGGAUAAAAAAUACUUAGAAACUACUGAACAAAGACGCUACUUUGAUUUGAUUACCCUCCUAGAGAAAGGAAAACAGGUGGGAAUUUUAACAAAAAAGGAAUAUGAUUUUGUUUUGAAUCUAUACCCUAGAAAACCUGUUUUUUUAUUUUCUCCUGAAAAUUCACAAGAAUGUGACAGAACCGCUAGGAAGACCAAUCAUUUCAGGGAUAGAAUCCUUAACCUCUAAUCUGUCCCAGUAUAUAGAUACACUAUUACAGCCAUCAGUUAAAGGAACAAAGUCAUAUUUGAGGGAUAGCAGUGAACUACUUCGAACAAUAGAGGGCAUAAUCUGGAAGAAAAAUUAUUGGUUAGUAACCUGUGAUGUUACUUCACUUUAUAUAGUAAUACAACAUGAAUUGGGAUUAAGAGCAGUAAGACAUACUCUAUAUACAGUUUCAGAAUUACAGAUGGAACAGAUUGAAUUGUUGCUUGAAUGUAUUAAUUUUAUUCUUACUCAUAUUUUUUUCUGGCAAAGGGAGGAGAUUUAUCUACAAGUCACUGGUAAUGCUAUGGGGACUAGGUUCGCAUCCAGUUCCGCGAACAUUUUUAUGUCAUAUUGGGAGGAUUUACAUAUAUGGCAGGGCCAUCCAUGGGUUGCGAACCUAGUCCUCUAUAGACGGUACAAUGACAACUUUUUUAUUUGGGAAGGGGAGGAGAAAGAAUUAUCCCUGUUUUUAGAAUAUAUGAAUAAGAACCGAUAUAAUUUAUCUUUGACUUCCAAGUACAGCACCACAAGUAUUGAUUUUCGGGAUCUGGUUUUAUAUGUAGAAGAACAAGCUUUGACGUCUAAACCUUUUUUUGAAAAUGGUUGACGUGAACGGUUUUAUUCUAAGAUCAAGCUGUCACCAUUCCCCUUGGCUGACUUAUGCACUGUACGGACAAUUCCAACUCUUAAUCCAUCCAAAAAGGGUAUAAUGCAAGACAAAAGUUUUAAUUUUCCCAUUAUUUUCAAUUAUAGCAGCCAAUCUCAAUUAUUUUUUUUAAAUUCUUUAUUUCAAGAAAAUACAAAACAAGGCAACAUUUCUGUGAUACUGUUAAACUGUACAGGUGUAGAAACAAGCACAUGUAUAGCGACAAUAUUCAUGUAUAGACAGACAACUGAAACAUAUCUGUAAAUAUUGCAACAAGAACCGCUUUCGAGUUCAGGUGAUGCAGUGUAUCUUUAAGCUAAUCUCGGAGAAUGACAAACGUCCAGCUUUUUUUGUCCUGGGUAUUUAUAACUCAAAAUGAAAAUGAAGUCAUGCACAACCCUACAGAUAGGAGGUGUUAGUUUCUAUAAUAUUUUUCACUCAAUGGUCUCUUCCCCUUGUAGGAAUGUCUGGAGGUAUCAUAGUGACUAAAUUUGCUCAUUACCGCCCCUUGUGGUCCAUGAGUAUUCCUAUACUUCAUACUUGUACAUAAUGAACUAGAAGAUAGAACUAUAAGUAGAUAGAGAAAAGAAAGAUAGAUAGAGGUAGAUAGGAGAGGAUUGAGUGGGGGAGAACAUUGGAGGGAUGGGGAAGGAGGAGUGGGGGGAGGGAGGUGGAGUGUGGAAGGUAUGUGGUUGAGGAGGGGCUCCUAGGUGUUAUAAUUUCUCCUCCCAUGGGGGGCGGACACAUCAGUGGAUCGUGUUUAUCCGGUCUCUGGGGCAGUGUAACUUGUAUCUCCCCUGGGGAUCCCAGAAGCCCUCCCCCCGACAGGAGAUAUAUAUCAUAUAUGGCAAUUGGACGUUUUCUGUUGUGGGAUGUGCGACAUGCGCAGGGGUGGGCGUGCCCUCCCCACUCAUCUCUUAAUCACUGGCUGUGCUGGCUAUCCACGGGCCCCAGAUCCAUUCGAACCUGGUCAUGGACCCUCGGACCUGUGCCGUUAAUUUAUCCAUUAGGAAAGUAUCCAUGAUUUUUUGUAUCACCGCGGGGAUAGUCAGUCUCUCCCUUUGCAGCCAUACCUGUGCUAGUGCCCUCCUUUCGGCUAAGUUUAGUUUAUGUGGGAGGGUUUGUUCUGCUCUUGUCCAAUUUUCUAUGGAUCUGGCUAAAAGAUGCACCCAAGGGUCUAGUUUGACCUCUUUUUCAAGGAUGUCUCCUUCAAACUCCGCUAUCAGCUUCCAGUAUGCUUGUACCUCUGGGCAUUCCCAUCACAUGUGUAUAUAAGUUCACUGUUGUCUGCACCCCCUCAAGCAUAAGUCCGUUGUGGUUUUAUUCAUUCGGGACAAUUUUACCGGUGUAGUAUACCAUCUAAAUAGGGUCUUAAAUGAUUGUUCCUGCAGGGAGACACACACAGAGGACGUUGCUGCGGCUUCCCAAAUUUCAUGCCACUCUAUGCCUUCCAACUCCUCGCCCAAGUCCGCCUCCCACUACUCCGUAUAUGUAAUCCGUCCCCAUUCCUGUGUGUGUGCUCAAGUUUGUGUAUAGACAAGAAAUUAGCCCACUCGGGAACUAUUCUUUAAUGCACAUUCCCUCGAAGAAUGUAAGUGGUGUAAGGGCAGCCUUCUUAAUUUACGUGUUUUGAGCGUAGUCCCUUAACUGUAUUUAUCGAAAAUAAUCAAACGAGUUCAAUGGGGCUCUAGUUUUCAAUGCUUCGAAAGUCACCACCGUAUUCAAAGAGAUGUUUCAAUCUCUGCAAUCCAGUGUUUUCAAUGCCUCUAAAAAUUUGUGCCGCCAUUCCGGGGGGGAAUUCUCCAUUCCUCAGGAACGGGGUCAUCGGAGAAGGGGAGGUCACUUAUCAAGGUAUGAAUCAAUGGUGUGUAGUUAUGUUUGUAUAGUGGAUCUGCCGUCAUCCUAAUGCCCAAAUAUUUGAUGUAAUCCCUUGCUAUGCGUAUGUGGUAGGUCUCUCCUAUAUGUUCUGGCCGCGUCAGUCAUGCCUAUGGGGAGUGCGCUAGAUUUUCUUUAAGACGUUCGUCAGUGCUGCCAUAGAAUCUUUUGGGUCCGUAAGCGUUAGGAGAACAUCAUCAGCAAAUCCUGAAACUAGGUAUCUUUUCCCUCCCACCCUGAUUCCCUUAAUGUCCGGGUUGGCCCGUAUUUUCUGGAACAGGGGCUCUAGAGACAGGGCGAACAGUAACGGCGAAAGAGGACAACCCUGUCUGGUGCUGUUACUCAGUUGGAACGGUGUGACUCCCGCUCCCGAGAUCUAUAUGCACGCUCUGACGUUGGUAUACAUGGCCCGGAUCGCCGUAACAAAACGGGCCAGGACACCCAGAUGGUCCAAGACCUCGAAUAAAUAGGUCCAUUUUAACCUAUCGAAAACUUUUUCUGCAUCAAGAGACAGGACCAGAGUUGGAGUGCCCUUAGCGGCCUGACUCCAGAUGAGAUAGAUGUUACGUCGUGUUUUUGAAUAGUUGUCUUCCUGGCACGAAGCCCACCUAGUCUGGGUGGACUAACCGUGGGAGAAUUGGGUUUAGCCUACUUGCGAGGAUUUUAGAGUCGUGAUUUAUCAGGGAUAUCAGACGGAAGAUUUCUGUUAAUGCAUCAUCCCUUCCGGGCUUCAGAAGUAAAACUAUGUCCGCUAAAGACAUGUCUGGUGAUUCCCCACCCCCCCUCCAUGAGAUCGUUGCACCAAGAUUCCAAGUAGGGUUUAAGUUCUUCUCGCAGAAUCUUCUAGUAGCUACCAUCAAAGCCAUCCAGGCCUGGUGCUUUGUUGCUUUUUAGCGCCGAAAUGGCUCCGUCCACUUCCUCGACUGAAAUCCGUUUUUGCAACACCUCCGAGUCCGCAGCCUUGGUAGAUCUAACUAGUUUAGAACCCUCCUAAUCCGCUGUAGUUCGCUUUGAGUAUCCAGGGUAUCCACGCUGGUAAGGUUAUAUAGUUUAGUGUAGUAUUCCAUAAAGAUGGCGGCUAUAUCCGUGGGAUUCGUUUGGUACUUACCUGAUCUGUCUUUAAUUUUCGUAAUGUGUGCGCCCUGUUGUCGAAGGGAUCUUGCUAAUAGCGUGUCCAUCUUAAUGGCCCUCUCAUAAUAGUUUCCGUUUGGACCACACCAUGGCUCUUGCUGUAUCUUCCAAUAAGACGUUUAAAACUAAAUUUCUCGAGUCAUGUACUGCUUCCAGACCGGUUGGAGUAGGGUCGGAUUUAUGCUUUUGUUCCGCUUUCCUCAAGGAGGCUAAGAGGGAAGUUAAUAAUUGGGUUUUUCGCUUCUUCCUCAGCGUCGCUUCUCGUAUUUCAAAGUGCCCCUGAUCACUGCCUUGUGGGCCGCCCACACCGUGGCUGUUGGCAGUCCGGACUCCGCUUCGCAAGUAAGUCAUUCCGAACCUUUGUAGCUAUCUCUGGGUCUUGGAGCAGAGAAGUAUUCAGUCUCCAUGUCCAUGGAGAUGCCACACACAGCUUCUCAAGCAUUAAUGUAAUGUCCACGUGAUCGGACCGCGUUAUUGAGCCCACUGUAGAGUCAGUAACUCUAGAUACGGCUAGGGGGUUCACUAAGAACAGGUCUAUCCUCGAGUAGGUGUCGUGGGGAGGCUAAUAGAAAAUGUAGUCUACGACGUCAGGGUGGUGAGAUCUCUAAAUAUCGAUUUUAGUCCUGUAUGUUGUAUGAAGGCGUGUAGUAGCUUGUUUUGUCCUCCCCUCCCGUGGGAACGUGGGACCCCCCCCCUUUUAGUUCCCCUAUCGAUCGCCGGGCAUGGAGCUGCGUUAAAGUCUCCCCCCACUAUAACCAUGCCAUGUGGUAGUGUUUGUAUUCUAUGAGUCAAGUCUGUCCAGAAGUCUAUGUCCGGGAUGUUGGGGGCGUAAACGUUAAGGAUGUGUAUAGCGUGAGAAUACAAAGUUCCUGAUAUUAAAAUGAAACGCCCUCCCGGAUCUGAAUGAACCUUGUUAUAGUGCAUCUAUUGUGUAUAAGGAUUGUCACCCCAUGUCUUUUAUUAAGGGCCUUAGCUUCGUACGUCGUGUGAUAAGUUUGAUCUCUUAUGGCAAAUUUUGUUGAUGCUGGGAUGUACGUCUCCUGCAGAAAAGGAAUGUCGGGAUUCAUGCGCUUAAUUUCUUUGAACAUAAGGCGUCGCUUUUUGGGCGCAUUAAUGCCCUUGACAUUUAAAGAAAAAAGUUUUACAGGCAUAUCAAUUGAUAAGGGUCUAUGCCGUACUCCCCCAUGCUGCGUUCUCUGGUUCUGCGCCUAAGGCCUAUCCCUCGUGAGAUAUGGAUCCAGCGUACCGUCAUAUUAUCUCAUACUCUCUGUGACAUUCUGUGUCAUUUGAUCUCCCCCAUUCCCCCCCUCAGGGGUAGGGUAAAAAUGGUAGGAAAUAGGGAAGGAGGGGUUAACAGGAAAGCAAAGAUGAGAGAAAGAAAAGAAAAAACAUACGAUACAAAAAUUUGUCUGUAUAUGCUUGUAGUUUUCAACCAAGUCUUUUCUUACAUUGACAUAUUUAUAUCUUUUAUUUUUCCUAACAACUUUAUUUAAGUUGGUGUAUUCUAUGUAAUGAAUGUAUUUGCACAACAAUUUUGACUUUUAUGAAAUGUACCCAUUCGAUUAAGUUCAACUUUUUAUAUACACAUAGCACUAUUUAACAAUGUAUAUUGAAAUGUUUUUUUUAACCCUAAAUUGACAUGUCCAUGUAAGGGGAGCCCUUUUCACGGAAGGAUAAGGUAAAUGGGACUUCAUGAGUUAAAUUGAUAGGCGCAUAUAUAGUAACGCUCCCAUUAGCCGCUACACUAUCUUGAGAAAGCCCAAUGUUAUGGGCGAAAUGCGUUGAAGCGUGAGCGGUGUUUGCUGAAUCAGAGGUGGAGAAAGAACAAUUCAUCAAUACCGAUCCCUAUUUCCAGUCUCCUCCCUGCACCGACACUUGCCUUAUCAGCAUAGAGAUUGAGCGGGAGUUUUCACUAGCAGAAUAAUGGACGGUAACGGCUUCUAAGCCUCUGAUAUAUCUAUGCUUAUUUGUGGUAUCUUGGCGACGAGUACCACCAUAUGUUAAUGUAAGGGUUCCUUGUUAUUGUUAAUAAAUUACAGUGUUACGCUAUGAAAACUUUUUUGUAUCUUUUUAAAGAACAACGUUCACUGUGUUAUACAGUGUAUCAAUAGACGCUGGUUCAUGGCUGCGAGAGACAAGAUUAACUCUAAAGAGACUACUACCCAAAGACUUUUGGACCCUUUAGCAGUUUUUAAGGUCAUUUGAAAUUACACACACUGUGGCUUAUAUGGUUUUAUUUAUUAAUCAUAAGAAUGCAUAGAUAAGUGUCUGUAUUUCAUAUUGAUACCGAUCACCUAUUUUAAAGUUUUCAAAAUAUAGCGCUUGCACUUAAUUUUAAAAUACCAUUAUAUGUGAAGUUUUAAGGAAACUUUAUAUGUGUAUAGCUGCUUAAUUUAUUUGGAGAUAUAUUUUAACUGUUUAUUUGUUUUUAUUUAAAUAGAGUUGCGCUCUCCUGUCUUGUUUAUAUUCGGUAAAUGUUAUUCUAUUUUACUGAUAUUGCAAGCAUAUACUUUAAUCUUUUAAACUCUGCUAUAAGUUAUUGUAAUUGAUUAUUAAGUUUUCAUAUGUCCAUAUUUAUAUUUUUAUUUAAUAAAAUAUUUUAAAAGACAAAACUUUAUUGCUUCCAAGACAAUCAUUAUGUUUAUUGUAUUCUCAAUUAUUUAUAUAUUUUAUAUAGAGCAACUCUUACUAACUAUAUCAUAUUAUAGCUAAGAUAUCUGUACUGUUAGCCCUGCUAAAUUCUAUACAUUUAUAGUGGUAAAAAGGGGAACCAGCUGCGGUUACACUAGUGGCAGUCACUCUGAUAUUUUGCCGUGCAUGCACAGUAGCCUCCCAAUGCUUUUCUAUAGGAAAGCAUUGGAUUGACUGAGAUCAUCAGAUUGAUGAUCUCAGCCAUAAAGGCGGGACCAGCUGCAGCAAGGCCAGAGCAGUGAUGGAGAAAAGGUAAGUAAAGCCACAUUUAUAUCUCCAAUCUGAGGGGGGUUGGGGGCCUAAAUAUUGUAGUCCAACACUAUAGUGUUCCUUUAAGCUGUUCAUAUAUUUCUCAUAUGCUAUCUGUCAGGAUAUUUUAUAGUUAAAAUAAAACUUUUAACACACUGGUAAAAAGGAUGGAGCGUAACAUUAGCUUAACUUCCUUUUGUCAAAAUAGUGGAGCUUGCCUUAAGCUCCGUCCUUGGUCAACAUUUGUCUUAUGUUUCUAAGAGACAUAGAUCACAAGUUUGAGGUGACAGAGCCACUUUGAAUGAUAUUAUUUAAAACAAGUUAAACACACUGGUAGUUACAUUCUUGGCUUUUAGAAUAAACUGUAAUUUUUCUAUCCUCUCUUUAAUGGGUUAGAAUAGAAACCAUUCUGAAAUAUCACUUAUAUCUGUCAUGGAUAAUAAAAUCUCCAAUAACCUAUAGGGACAAAUGACAAAUUUUAUUAUAUCUUUCCUGUACUGUUUUCUACUUGUAUAGUGUUUCACGAUAGGAUUUUAGAAGUUUGCUUUCAUAAGUUAUAUGCAUGGAUUUGCUUCAUGGUGAAUUCUUGUACUGGUAAUGCUGAGGGAUGCUUCCUAUGUAUGUAAUAGGCCGUGGAAUAAAGUAGAUUUUCAUAGGAACAGAUCAAAUAACUUUUCGACUGCAUCCCUAGAGUCUUUAGCACGUUGUUCCUAUUAAAAUCUGUUUAAUUCUAUAGCUUGUGUGUCAGGACCUAUUUUGAAAAUGAAGCACGAAGUGUAAAUCUUUAAAUGACAAGUGCGACCCUUUCUUAUUCAUUUGAGUCAUAUGUAUUUUAAGACAUUCUCUCUUUGUUUCACAGUGUUUAGCAUCUGCAAUUGCAGAAACAAAAGUUUUAAAAGCACAGCAAGUGAUUAAGAAUGAAUCUGGAAAUGAGGUAUGCUUGUUAUUUACUGAAAUGCACACAUUCUCAGCAGUGAUAUUAUGUUUUUUAUUUUAUAGCAAUUCAUGUACAAUCUUCUACAGCACCUAAAAUGUAUGGCAUGCAAACAUUCCACUGCAAAUUUUAUAAUGGACUUCUACAAGUUUUACUGCAAAUAAUUCUUCUGUAUGUCUACUCAUCCAUUAUGACAAUGAGGAUAUGGAAAUAAGAAAGAAAAAUGGUAGUAACUGUUCAGCUAUACAUUUUCAAGCAAAUAAUAUACAUUUUUAAAGUUAAAUGUUAGGGGCCAAAUAUGUCAGUAAUUUCACUGUGAUCAAAUGUCCCUGUACAUCGAAAUAUGAGGAGAUAAAUGGAACCUACUUGGUAUUACCUUGUUUUAUAACUCUAGUGCUAUUUGUUGGGCUUGAUAAAGGCGGAAUUGGUCCAAGUAAAUCUGAAUUUUAAAAGGAUACUCCACUGCCUAAAUAAAUAAAUAAAAAUCACUCUUUAGGAGAUAUGCCCCAAAUGAAACUGUGUAUGCAUUUAAUUAUGGAAAUUUUUUAAAUUGGGAUAUAUAUAUAUAAAAUCUGUUUGCAAAACCUGCAGUUCUCUUGUCUGCCUUUGCAAGCCCUCCUCUUCUAACUCUGCCCAGACUUUUUAUGGCUGUCAAUCACAGACUUCCCAAUACAGCUCAAUGAGAAGUCUUUGUUAAGUCAGGUGCUUUGGACAAUUGCUGCCUCUUGAGGUCAGCUGCAAUGAGCUAACAAAACCAAUUUCUAUUGAAAUCUGCACUUUUUGCAAAAUGAAAAAAUAGGACAUACUCUUGACACACAAAGCAUUUCAGCAAUCUAAAGUUGUUAAGGGGUUUUGGAGUGACCAUUUUAACAGUGUGCCUGGCCUAUUUGUGUGUGUCCUUAGAGGAAAUAUGCUAUUCUGGUCUAUGAGGCACCUUUUGGUCUUUUCCAGUCCUACAAGUGUGUGACAUCUCCCUUUGUAUCAGUUGUCAUAUGUCUGUCAACCUGAACCUCAAUUCUCUCUGUAAUGCCUUCAAUGCAGAAAGGCCAAUUCAUGAUAACUGUGGAUCUGAAGGAUUCAUACCUUCAUAUUCUGAUCAAUCCUGAUUAUAUUCAGGUACGAGUAGCCUCUUGCAACCUGCUUAUCACCUGCUAGUCUCCCUCUUUCACCCUCUAGCAUGGGUGAUGUAUCUACCUCCCCUAGAGCUCGCUGAUGCCUCACAUUUAAGUUUAGUUACUGGAGUCUAUUGUGCACUACAUGGAAAUGAAGGACAAAUUACUCUUUACUGGCUCUCAGUGCCUAUGCUUUGGCAGUGUAUUGCAUGGAGAUUUUGUGAUUCAUGGUGAUGUCCUUUGCGAUUCCAUUUCAGAAGUUCCACUUGUGACCCUCUCAGGGGUUCUCUCUCUGCCAGUGGGGUGGGAAUUCUAAUGAUCUCUCACAGCUGGGAUCAAUCAGUGCACUCCCUCAACAGGUGUUUCUUCAGGAGACCCUAGUGGUUGGUUGUUGUUAUGGACGAAACCUAACCAGUUGGGAGCAGUAAUUGAACUACAAAGCCUACAAAGGGCUUGGGGGAAUUGGGUCACUAAAGGAGGCAAGGCUUGCAUUCAAUGUUCUCAAGCUCAGAGCAAAUUACCUACUUCUCCUGGUUUGACUGGAGAGUUUAAUGUUUGCAUUCAGUCAACCAACUUCAUCGCAGCUUGUCUUGGUUAACCACCAAGGUGAGACAUGGGAGUGCUGCUGCCAUGAGGGAGGUCUCCAAGAUCUUUUAGUGGGUGGCAGUGAGUAUUUUUUCCCCUCUCCACACAUACUUUGCACCUUUGUUCAAGCAUGGAAACAAUGUGAUGUUCUUGGCAGUCCAAAUUAAUACACUGAUUUAUUGUUUGUCCAUAGGUUUAUGUUCCUCUUCCAAAAAUAGAUUUGCCUGUAGAAAAAAACUCCUGCUUGCCAGACUACCUACCUGAAGAGGAGAGCCCUCAGAAAGAUAUAGAAAGAGCUAUAACAUGCCCUGGAUUAAAGGUUAACUGUCGUGGAAGCUGGAUUAAUACUGCAGCUAAUUUCCUCACCAAAACCUUUUACUGGUGACUAAAUUUGUAAACCUUUGUAAAUAUGUUCUUUGUUUAAGUCCUAGACCUGUUAAACCUGCACAUUACAUUUUUAUAUGUUUUAUGUUGCAUUUAAAACACUAAUUCUCAACAUAAACAUAAGUUUAUAUGUUUUAUACUUUUUUUGUGUGUGUGUGUAAAAAAAUUCUCAAAAUAAAAUUUAGAGAUACAAAUGUUGGAUUUUGUUUGAUACUAUGUAUGUAAAGUGGCAGUCACCAUCACUGGGCGCAUAAGAUUGACACGUUAAUGGACGACUCCUAUGUUUAAG